Molecule: messenger RNA, 897 nt
Organism: Ilyonectria robusta
Lineage: Eukaryota; Fungi; Ascomycota; Sordariomycetes; Hypocreales; Nectriaceae
Exons: 1
Coding region: 29-712 (227 amino acids)
Source: RefSeq, a predicted model, not a curated record
AUGCAGUUGGUUCAACGUUCAGCACACCAUGUGGGAGUCAAAGCGACCGGGGGCGGGUCCGGGAGCGUCGAUCUCGGGCUAUGGUGCCUUGACUGGCUUAAUGCCGAUCCGGUCUGGUCCGCCCAAGGCACCAAGCCAGUACCGACCCCGGGUUGGGGGCUGUUGGUUGACUCCUCUCGGCCGGGGAGUGGAGAAUAGGAUUCCUCAAAUCCUUGAUCGAGCAGGUGUCCACUGUCAAACUCGCUAUCACCAACACUUCGUCUCGGCACCUGCAGAGGGCCCGCGACGGGCGCAUGCCGCUCGGUUCUUAAGAGCCGACACACAUGUCAAAGGACGUUUGUCGGAGACUCGCAGGCAGUCAGUACCAGCAUGUGGACUCGGUGUGGGCCUGUCGAACGGUGGGCGAGGUGGCGAGCCGCCCGUCGAGCACACCAAGUCCGGGGUUGAAAUCACAACCAACCGCGGAACUUGCCGUGUCGGGGAAGACGAGACAAAUUCCGUCGCCGGAAGAGGAACCAGGUGGGAAUUGAGCAGACCGAGAAUGAAUGAAUCGGGAACGGAUGAGCAAAGCGGCAUGCAAGAAGUAAAUGGUAUCACCAUCGAUGUUUCCCAUCAACUAAAGUCGCCCAUCGGCGCCGGAUUUCUCCGACUUGCCGAUGCUGUGCAAAUCACCAGCCACACCCGAUUAAGCUUACUGAUAACCAGCCACUGAUGGCCCCUCACCAGCUGUCAUGACAUCAACUCGACGCCUCACCCCACGUCUGCUGAACCGCCACACCAGGGCUUGGAUCGAGGCUGAGCAGUGAGGUGACGCAACUUCAGUCACCGGGCAUCCGACUCUCAAGCAGCAGAGCGAAAACGAGUUGCAAGACGGGCGGAGCGAACUCUCACUGCCUU